Molecule: messenger RNA, 1404 nt
Organism: Tricharina praecox
Lineage: Eukaryota; Fungi; Ascomycota; Pezizomycetes; Pezizales; Pyronemataceae
Exons: 2
Coding region: 456-1163 (235 amino acids)
Source: RefSeq, a predicted model, not a curated record
GGAAAGCACUGCAUGGGCUGAGACAGAGUAAUAGAUAUUUGACUUCGAGCUCGCGGUUUCCGACUACCCACCCACUCUGCCAGUGCACGACCUGUCUCGUCUCGGUCCCUGGUUCAUGAUGUUUAUUUGCAGAGUACUGGUAGAGUGUGGAUAGUGGUACCGUAGAGCUUACUCCAUCUACAAGCUGCGCGAGGUAUGUAUCCCGUGUGGCUGUUGCCCCCUCGCUCGAACUGCUUACCUGUGACAGUGCCCCCAUGGUGGUGGUGAUGAUGAGACAAAAGCCUUCCUGGAAUAUGCACGUCCAUCACGGUUCGAACUUCGUGUUUCCACGGCUGCGGGGUGGGAUGGGGGAUAGAAGUAUCGGAGUAUCAAAGCAGUAGGUCCCUAGAAUACUAUAUACCGGCAACUCAGAGGUGCACCUUCAUACUGGCUACACAUCCUAUGAGCGAGCGCGCAUGGAAGCCAUUCUUCUAGUUACCGUAGUUAUGCCCAGACCAGACCUCAGUCGCCCAGCUCAGUCACCCAGCUCUCAGUCACCCAGCUCAGUCACCCACCCACCCAUCCGCCGGAAACAAGCCGAUCCGUCCUUGCUUGCUUACUUGCUUACCUACCUGCCUGCUUGGUUGCUUGCGGGGUACCCAAGUAAGCACUCUAGCUGGAUCCCUUCCAGUCUCGACUCUCGACUCUCGAACAAGCAAACCCCUUGUUUCCCUCCUUACGUUCUCAAUCACCCCAGGUGGUGCCCAGAAAGGAAAGUCGACAGUCGACAGUGCCCCGCGAGUCCACAUCCAGAUGCCAGAGAGGUCUCGAGUCGGCCCAGCGGUGCAUGUGUGGAAACUGACCAAACCAACAAACGAAACUCCAACCACCGCUCGCUCGCCAGGGGGAUGGGGAGGGGAAGAAAACGUGAGACCAGAACUGGAUGGGAUAUAGUAGAGGCAGGGCCAGAAAGCGAGGCCGAGGGCCGGGCUCCUACGCGGGGAGCGGGGGGACGCGGGAUGGCCGAUGGACGGACCGACGGUUGUGUAGCGAGGGGGGGAAGGAGGAUACAUGCAAAGGCGCAAUUCUGGUUCUGGUUCUGGCUCUCGCAUUUUGGCGUUGGCGUCCUCGCGUUCCUGGGACUACGGUACUACACUAUACAGGCACCAUGCGCACGCUUAUAAUACGGGAUGGGAUGGAUGUUCGAUGUAUGUCAGACGUGGGGAUCGUAAAGUGCUCUGCGUGCGUCGUGCAGUCGUGCAGUCGUGCAGUCGUGCAGUCGUGCAGUCGUGCAUGACUGGCAGUUGGUAGAUAUUCUACUCUACAUAUCGACCAACGAAGCGUGUGUGAGCACGCAACCACCGUGGUCCAUGUAGAGUAUGUACCUUACCUAGGGGUGCGAUGGGGAUGGGGAUGGGGAUGGGG